CAAAUCCGAAACAGAGUGUUUUAUUUUGAAUCCUUCCGUGAAUAAACAGUCAGCCUUUCUAGCCUUUACUGCAGGCACAAGCAGAGCCAUGAACAGAUGCACACAGACGUACACAGCAGCAGGCAGCAUUGUUUAGUGAGCCCGGACAGGCCCGGAGCGUCUCCCAGCUCGGCUUUGUUGUUCAAAAUGGCGUUGAUGGACUGUCCUCGGCGGGGAGUGUGAUCACCCUGCACGCCACCACCCAGCCGCCUCACACCUAAGGCGUGGCUGAGUGGGUGUUGCCCAUCCCUUACUUGUGGCAGUCAUGGAUAGACAGUGGUCACUGUAAUUGAGUGGUGCCAGAUAACAUGGCAGAUCUAUCUGAGCACAAGGAUGGGGGAGAUGAUGGGAAGCCAGACACUGCAAUAGCUCUGGCGGAAGGGUCUUCUGAACUGCAGUGCACUUCUUCAGGAGUUUGUGGUGAUGACCCUCACCAAAGCAAACGAUCAACACUUCUGUCUUCAGAACUGCAUCAGAAUGAAUGUGGAAGCGUUAGUGUGCACUCAGUGGAAGCAAAGGGUGCAAAGUCUUAUGAAGAAGCAGCAGGUAACCCAAGAAAGCUGGUGCUUGAGGAUGGAAAUGAGGCACAAAAGGACUUUAAGAUACAGGAUGAAACAGUUUGUGGUUUUGAUGAAUCCAAGCUAGCAAAGACAAAUGUGUCUCAGGCAAAGGAUCCUCCUGACAAAGAGAAUGAUCAAGGUGAAGGGAAGCUUUUAGCCUCUGAGCAGAAUGAGGCUCCACCUCAGGAAGAUGCUUCAAAUGAAAUUCAGUCUGUUAGUACAAAACCAUCAGAGACUACUGUAUCCUUGAAUAACAGUAAUAGUGAGCAUCCAUCACCUUGCACUCUACCAAUGUCUGAAGCGACACACACUAGAGACAUAUUAAAAGAGGCCAAUUCAUCCACAGAAACUCUUGUCCCUUCUACUCUCGGAUGUCAAGAGUCAUUAACAAGUUUAUCAAAACCCUCUUUAUCUACAGUAAAGUCACCUGAAUUAAAUCUAGAUUUAUCAAGCUUUGUAUCAAGUGAUCAUCAACAAGAAAAAUUAAUGGAGGCUGUGGUAGAGUCACAGGACUCCUCCAAAAGUAGCUUACAAUUUGAGUGUGUAGAGCCAACUGGGGUUGAAGGUAGUUCUACACAAUCAUCUUCCAUCUCUUCAUUAAGUGACCUGUGUUCGGCAAGUGAAGUAAAGCACACUAUUAUUGAUGCCGUUUCCCAGUCCUAUUCUGUUACAUCUUCAGCCACACAGAUAAGCAGUGUCCAGCAGGAGUUGGGUAAUGAUGUGGUACAGUUGGUGAAUCAGAGUGAGGAUAAAAAGACUGAGCCUCACUCACAGACUAGUAAAACCCAGUGCCCACAGGAGUCUAUCAGUGCAGAAAAUAAGAGGCAGGAUAGAGACAGUGGUGAAAAGGAUGGUGCUAUUAUUGAACAAGCAAAACAUUGUAUGGAAAAUGAGGUGCCUGAUAAUUCAGAAAUCCUUACUGGUCAAAGUGAAAUGAAUGUAGAACAGAAUGAAAGUUGUAAUGAUGUGAGUUUAACGAGUGAAACAGGUAUGGGAACACUGCCACUGAUAGUAGCCACUCAUUCCUUGUCUCAAGAACAAGAUACAGAGAUGUCUGAAAAAAGGGUGCAAACACCUCUAGAAUCCACCGAAAUGGAUGCCACAAACAAGAAAAUAGUGCCGUUAUUAGAAUCUGAACCUCUCAAGCCAGUUACCAUUGGCAGUAGCUUACAGCCUUUGGAAUUAAUUCAGGAGGCAUCCAUGGUGGAGGACACACCCAUCACUACAGACAUAGCCAUUAUUGAUAGCAGUGCUGAUGAAGCUGACAGUAUUGGUGGGCUGGUGAUAAAUAAUGUGAUUGGUGCGGCUGAUGGAGUGGUUGACUUUCACCCUGAUGAUGCAGAAACAGAAAAGGAACUGACUGACAUUAGUGCAUCAGCUCCCCUGCUAGGGGAAGGUAGUGACUCCAGUGAUGAACAUGGACCUUGUGCCAAGAGGAGAAGGUUGGAGAAUGGACCAAAUGGUGUGGAGGACAAGUCAAAUAGUGCAAAUAGAGUCAUUUUUAAGGUUAUUCCUGUGAAAAAUGGUCAUGGAGUGUGGAAUUCUCAGAAAUUACAGGAAGUUCUGUUAGCUAAAGGUACUAUUCUCCUUCAAAUUCAUGCAUCCAAGGAAAGCAUGGAACUGUUCGAAGCAGAGAAAGAUGAGAAAAAAGUGGACUUCACUGCCAUCAUGGCAGAGACAAAGGAUGACGACCAUGACCAAAUCUCCUUUGUCACUGUUGAACCAGAGGGUGAUGACCCUUUGGCUGUAUCAGCCUCCCAUCCAUCCUUCAGCCGCCCUUUGCCACACACCCAUAGACUAUCCACGGCCCUCCAGCCAGCCAUAUCAAGACCAGCAUUCAAGCAUCUGCAAACCCCACAGGAAUUUCACAUGAAGAAUGAGGUGCUUGGCCUGCCACCACCACUGGAGUUUGAGGAGCCUCAGAUGGGUAAUACAGACUGGUCAGGUUUUGGUUUGAAUAGCAACCCAACCAAGCAACAAAACACUCACCUGUCUUUGGGAACCAUACCUUCCCAAGCUCAAACAAUCCAGCCCAGAUUCCAGACUAUUAAGGUGACCAAGGUAUGUAAAGUGUGUGGUAUUGUACUGAACACCCCUGCAGAGGCUGCAAAGCAUCUAAAUUGUAUGUUGUGGAAGUGUGGGAAAUGUCAGUUUCAAACAAAGACUUUAGCAACUUUCAAUGAGCAUUUGAAGUUACAUCAAAUGAAACACAGUUGCACCCUAUGUCAUGAGGCUUUUAGCAGUCCUAUUACCCAUGCAGUUCACAAAAGAAAAAUACAUGACUUGUAUGAUUGUAAGUAUUGUUUUCGUGAGUUUACAAGCAAAACUGAAUGGUCUAAUCAUAUAAAACUUACUCAUGGAAAUAAAAGAAAUGUUACACUGCCAUCAAGUGAAGGUCCUUUCAGCAAUGAAAUGUUAUUGCCUAAAUUUCCAAUAUUAGUACCUGGCCCACCUGCAGGAUUAAUUAUCAGUGCAUCAGAAGCUAUGAAUACUGUUUGUGGAACUAAUGUACAGCAGGCUCCUGUACUGUUCAACAAUCCACAGCUACUCGGUCACAGAAAUCCUACAGAAAAACAGCCACUGACACCCAAUGAUGUUCAAGGGAUCACUUGUAAAGAGGAACCAUUGGAAACUGAAAACAGCAAUCCUGGAACUGUUUUAGUAAAAUUAAAAUCAAAGCGUAGGAGGAGAAGUACAUCAACUUCUAAAGUGGUUGCAGUGCCCUGUGAGUUGUGUCCUGCAGUCUUCAAAACUCUCACUGCCCUACGUAUUCAUACAAAACAAAAGCACACAGAAAAGCCAAAGUGUCCAGCUUGUAAUAUUACAAGAUCUACCUCAAGGAAAAUUUUUCAGCAUCAGAUUACUGCCCACAAAGAAAAACUCAGAUGCCGUCAUUACUGCUUGGCACUUUUUGACACACGAGAGGAACUCUCAGCUCAUCACAUAAGUGUGCAUAAUAAGGAUGACACUGUAAUGAAAUGCAGACAUUGUGGGAAGAAUUAUCCCAGAGGAACUUAUCUGGAACAUCUUCAAGAUUGCAUUGGAGAGAUUAAAUGCAAACGCGUAAAAACAUGUCCUACUUGCGACAGAAAGUUUGUAGAUCCUACUGAUUAUAACCAUCAUAUCAGAACAUGUGAAUCUUCCUCUAUAAAAGAUGAUGGUGAGAAUGAGUCACCCACUGCUAGUACCUCUGCUGAGAACAACCAAGAGGAAAAACAAAAUCUUACAAAUCAGUUAGAACUAGAUAAGAUGCUGGAGGAAUCUUCAAAAUCUUCAGAAGAGAACCAGAAACUGAAAGAAGACAAGGACAGUCAGCUGAAGACUAAUCAAUUUAAAUGUAGAUUUUGUUCCAAAGUAUUCCAGUGUAAAGAUGAUGGUGUUGAUCACAUGGUGAAUCAGCACAACACUGCAUUUUCUUGUAUGAAAGAAUAUAGAGUAUGUGAUAUUUGUGGCAAAUUAUUUAUCUCAGGACUAUCACUCUGUAAACAUGUACUCAGACAUUAUGAGAGAGGUAACAUGUGGAAAAAAAUCCUUCCUGCAAAUUUUGGCUUGGAAGACAUAAAAGUGAAAUGUUGGGUAUGUAAAACAUCAGGCGUUUCCCAUAGCAAAUUUCAUACUAAAUCCAGAAAUUUAGUUAUUGAAAAUCUCCUUUCUGGUAAGACUAGUAAAAUCACUGCGACUGAUGAAGAUUGUACUUUUAAUUGUAAUCUGUGUGAGGAAACCUUCACUGAUAUACACAAAUUUUGGAACCACAUCAAGAUACAUAUCACCACACCCUCUGUAGAUAAUGCAAAAGACCCCAAACACUUCUUAUGUCCUAAAUGCCCUCAGAAGUAUGCUGUACAAUCUGAGUUGCUUGAGCAUUUGGCACUACAUCUAAUUCAGCAGAAUAUUCCUGAUGAUAAACUUGAAAAACCAGCAAGCAAUAAUAUGUUUACUAAUUCCAUUGAUAAGAUGGGUAGGGAUCUCAAUGAAGGAGAGUCACUGGAUGAAAGUGACAGCACAAAGCUGAAGACAGAUGUAUCAGAUAACCCUGUAGGGACUUAUAAAUGCCUGUAUUGUGAACAGGUUUCUAGUAUCAAAAGUGAUGCAUUAAAUCAUUUACUUAGCAAACAUGUAGAUAACUUAAAUGUCAUGAUUAAUGGCAAAACCUGCAAUCAUUGUGAACAGUCAUUUGUGAAAUCCUAUGCCCUGUGCUCUCAUAUUUUAAAGCAUUAUAUUGACCUUGGUAAGUGGGAAGACAUGGUUCCUAGGAAUUUAUUAAGUAAAGUAAAUAGGCAAUUUUGUUGGAUUUGUAAGACUGCCUUAAAGACAGGUCAUUCAGCUCACAUGAUUAGGCGGAAUAAUACCAUUGAAGAAGCACUAUCUUGUAGAACUGAAGAGCUUGAGGAAGAUGAACAGUUUCAAUGCCCUUUGUGUGAUUUUUCAUGUUCAAACAGAUACAGUCAUUGGAAACACAUCAAGCUCCAUUUGUUUUUGAAUAGACGUUCUUUAGGUCAUGUAGAUACAAAUUCUGAAGUUGAACAGUCUACUGUCUUGCAGGAUUCACAACAUAAAAAGUUUAAUUGCUUGAAAUGUAAUGAACAAUUCUCUGAAAUACUUAGCUUUCGUAGACAUUUAGCUUGUCAUUUUCUUAGCCCAUUUAAGGUAAAGAAAAGAAAAAGAAAUGAAGAUGACAGUGAUGAUAAACAUGUGAGUAAAAAAAGAAAGACAAUGACUCUCAGAAGCAAAUCUUUGAGAUCAAAUAGUGGUAUUGUAAGAUGUACUCGUUGCUUCAUGACAUUUGAAAGUACUAAUGAGGGUGUGUCUCAUGUCUUGCAUGCACACAAGUUCAAAAUGACAAAUGUGAAAGAACAGGCUCUGACCUGCAAAAUGUGUGGUUCAAAGUUUAAAGGUGCAUGGUGGUUAUGUAGGCACAUUGUCAACCAUUACUGCAAUCUACAAAUGUGGAAUGAUCUUGUACCACGAGACAUGGUGAAUGCCCUCAAUACAAGGAAUCAGUGUUGGAUCUGUAAGUGUGUGCUGGACAAAAAUUAUGUUGGCCAUACCAGCAAGCGAAAUGCAUACAUUGGAAUGCUACUGACAGAGCAUUGCAAAGAGGAGGAAAGCAAGUUUGACUGUUCUCUGUGCAAUCAGGAGUUUUCAACAAGAAAUGAAUUUUGGCAGCAUAUGAAGCUACAUCUAUCUAAACCUUCAAGUGAUUAUACUACUCAAAGUGAUCUCAUACAAAAGGAAAAGAAGGAAAACUAUGAAUGUAGUGAUUGUUCUUUGCAUUUCAAGAGUGAAAAUGAAUUAUAUAAACAUCUAGCUUUCCAUUUUCUUGAAUAUACCAAUAAGGGAAAGUUAGAAACUGACAUUAUGGUGGAAGACCAUCAAAGUGAGGAAACUGUGCAAACGGAGGAAAGCAGUGAAGAUGAUGAGUGGCUUCCUCCAAGUAUAGUGAAAAAGAGAAAAGCUGAAAAUAAGAAACUGGAAGAAAGUAAUGAUUCUGUAAUCAAGAUUGAGGAUCAUGAAAUUUUGGAAGAUAUCAGUGAAAUAACUAUCAAGAGUGAAGAUAUUGGUAUUGAUGAAAUGUAGAAUGAUUGUAUUCUUAUGAGGUGAAACUGAAAAUGUAAAACUUAAAUACUUUAUACAUCUUAGUAAAUUUUUUGAAAUGGGGCUAUUAAUAAACAGUGCAUGCCUAAUAUUAUUACAAUCACAAGGCAAACAUAGAGUUUGUAUGAGCUUAAAUGAUUCAGUAUAUUUGCAGUAUUACAAAAUGUGUGUGUGUGUGUGUGUGUGUGUGUGUGUGUGUGUGUGUGUGUGUGUGUGUGUGUGUGUGUGUGUGUGUGUGUGUGUUUACCUAUUUGUGAUUUACAGAGCUGAGCUUAGCUCUUUAUGUCCUGUCUCUUUGUCCACAUUUAUCAAGUUUGUCUUUCAUCUGGCUGACACUCGCCGCACACACCACCUCUCUACUCAAUUUGUUCCAUUUGUCAAUGCCAUGAUAUGGGAAACUAUACUUCUUGACAUAUCCCAUACAACUGUCCUUUUGUAUUUUCUUUGGGUGUCCUCUCAGUUGAUUGUUGGGAGACAUCCUUAUCAAGUCUUCUCUUUCUAGGAUAUCCAUUCUUUUUACUAUUUUAUACAUUGUUAUCAUAUCUCCACUCUCUCUUCUAAUGUGAGGAAAUCCAGUCUUCUUAAUCUCUCCUCAUUAUGGCACCUCCUUAAAACCUGGUAUCAUCCUUGUUCCCAACUGCUGCACUCUUUCUAGUUUAUUCACAUGUUUCUUCAUAUGUGUCCAUAUCACGGCUGCAUAUUCCAACUGUGGUCUAAUUAAAAUGAUUAAUAUUUUCUUUAUCAUAUUCUCAUCCAAGUAGUUGAAUGAGAAUCCAAUACUUUGGAAUGUGCUGUAAGUUUUUCCAAAUAUUCUGUUGUUGUGUUUUUCUGGUAUGUGUGCAUCAUUAACUUGGAUUUGGUGUGUGUGUGUGUGUGUGUGUGUGUGUGUGUGUGUGUGUGUGUGUGUGUGUGUGUGUGUGUGUGUGUGUGUGUGUGUGUGUGAUUUUUAUACCCCUAAUAUAUUUGUUAUUUUUUUAUUUUUUUAUUUUAUUUUUAUUUAUUUAUUUUUUUUUUUCCUGUCCUGCACAUUUUAUAAUUCAGUGUUCAUGUAAUCCCCUACAACAAUCAUUACUUCAGCUUGUUUCUUAUUUUCUGUUUAUUUAUUUAUUUUUUACAUGAUGAGUGUAUUCAUAAUGGUAUUUACCUAUUUCUUCUAGAAUAUAUAUGCCUUUACACCAGUCAGAGGCUUAAUUUGAGCAAGUACUGAUGUCUGUCUGCAACAUUGCCUUGACAUGGGAAACCUGUCCUAUAAGGUUUAUGUGUGGAUGGAGUGUCUGGUAGAGUAUUGCAAGGAUUACAUACUUUGAUGUGUGUGUGUGUGUGUGUGUGUGUGUGUGUGUGUGUGUGUGUGUGUGUGUGUGUGUGUUUGUUUGUUUGUUUGUUUGUUUGUUUGUUUGUUUGUUGUUCGUGUGUGUGUGUGUGUGUGUGUGUGUGUGUGUGUGUGUGUGUGUGUGUGUGUGUGUGUGUGUGUGUGUAAUUUGCCUCUUACAAAUGCAUAUUUUUUUCAUUAGUGACAUGAUGAGCUUUUACAAUGACAUUGUAUCUUAAUAAGAGAAAGUGUGUAUAGUGAUUUGAUAUUGUAUUAAUGUAAUUAUUGAAUGCUAAGUAGAAAACUGGUAAAUCAGCAUAAUGUAUAAUCGGAGUAAAAUAUUUUUUUUUGUACAAUACAUAUGUAUAUCAAUUUAUUCCAUUAAAGUUAAUUUGGGCAUUAUAAAA
This is a messenger RNA of Portunus trituberculatus (swimming crab), 7910 nucleotides long. Its product is annotated as zinc finger protein Xfin-like. The record is from RefSeq and is a predicted model, not a curated record. Gene Ontology annotation, cellular component: nucleus. Gene Ontology annotation, biological process: regulation of transcription by RNA polymerase II. NCBI's taxonomy places the organism in Eukaryota, Metazoa, Arthropoda, Malacostraca, Decapoda, Portunidae. The transcript is spliced from 4 exons. Bases 348 to 6176 code for a protein of 1942 amino acids. Gene Ontology annotation, molecular function: RNA polymerase II transcription regulatory region sequence-specific DNA binding; DNA-binding transcription factor activity, RNA polymerase II-specific.